Molecule: messenger RNA, 720 nt
Organism: Protopolystoma xenopodis
Lineage: Eukaryota; Metazoa; Platyhelminthes; Monogenea; Polystomatidea; Polystomatidae
Source: the annotation of a GenBank genome assembly
AUGCUUUGCGCUAUCCUUUGCAGACGUACCAAGUUUCGGAAUCAAUUGAAGGCCAUUCAGUGGCUGAUUCCGUGGGACUCACUUAAGCCUGCUCCGAAUGCUCGUCUUCUUCUACUUGCUGCUCAGUCCGCAGGAUUGACUGGUCCUUUUUGUCCAGCCUGCACGCAGCCUCAGUCUGGGCCAGAAGAUGGAGUCAAGAAGGAUUCAGUCGCCUACGCCUAUGCCUAUUCAGAUCACCUCUCUACGGAUGGCUCUCUGCUGGGGGGUGUUGGAGGUUUACUAUCCGGUUUCGAGGGCGGUGACGCUGGCCAGAGCACUGGAGGCUGUGGCUUUGGAGGAUUUGACUCAGACUCAGAUGAAGCCGGAAGCCUGGUUGGGCCGUACGUUUACUUUGCUAGUACACAUCAGUAUCAUCAUCAUCCCCAACAGAAGAGCAAAUCUCGACCACGCUGGGCUGGCGGAGGUCCUCUUGUGUCUGGACACCUGAUCGGCCAGCACAAAAGCCCUUUCGUCUACAGCCGCCCGUGUCAGACAAAAGGCUGUAGUCUAGAGGGCAGUGGAUGGGAAGAUGCACCUGCUACACCAUUGCCGAGGAUGAAGUAUCAAAGUUCUUGCCUUGUGCGAAAUGAAGAUCCAAGUAAGGCCUGUUUUAUUCCUGAUUUGCAUUUUUUUAAUCAUUCUAUUCCUCAAGCUUACAGGCUAAGUCAUGAUUUUGUAUGA